Molecule: messenger RNA, 2382 nt
Organism: Iphiclides podalirius (scarce swallowtail)
Lineage: Eukaryota; Metazoa; Arthropoda; Insecta; Lepidoptera; Papilionidae
Source: the annotation of a GenBank genome assembly
AUGGAGAAUAGUAAUAAUGCAGUGGAUAGUGUGCCUAUGUUCCGCGAUAUAAGACAUAAUGAAAGUAUUUUCAAGUUGCCGAUUAGUGAGCUCUCAUUUAAUGGCACAAUUAAACAUGUCCAGAAGCUGAAGCCAAUUGUGGAUCCUCUCACAGCCCUAAGCACUGUGAGUGCAUUGAAUGAAAACCCAAUGGAGCAUGCAGAGUGUUUUGCUGGCAGCAGUGCUCAUGUAAAUUCAUCUUCAGAAAAAUAUGGAAGCCAAACAACCAGUGACACAUCUGAAGAUAGAAACACAUGUGACAUGGCCAGGCUUGAUAAAACAACUGAGAGCAAUGGGGAUUCUCAGUAUGAAGAAUUCAACAAUAAAAAAGAGUGUGUUCUUAAUGAUGAAGGUAGCAAUACCAAAUGGAACUUGGAACAGAGUUACUCAUCAAUAGAAACUUCAUUUGACAGUGGAGUUAGGUCCCCUGAUAUGUUUUCGGAUGAUGAGGGUGAAUCAAGUCCACCACAAGAACCUUUCUGGAAUUUUCUUAAGGAUUUUGAAGCUUAUGAUAAAAAGAAAGUUAAGAAGAUUGAGGAAAAGCUGCAAGGAAUCCUACCACCACCAUCAGUGACUACUUUAAAAACAGAUGUUACUGAAAUGCUCAAGAAAUACUAUUGUUUUCUGCCAGCAUUUAAUGAAGAUGAAAAAGUCAACAUUGAGGCUAAUUCCAUUACACCAACUAAGAAGGUUUCGUUUGUCCACAUCCCAACCAUUUCCAGUGCAUGUGAUGCAUUUCAAGAGACCUCAACUAACAACUCCCAUAUACAAAAGUCAAUAACAAGUAUUACAAGAGACAGCAAUGUGUCUGAUUGCGAAUUGAACACUAGUGUUAAUGACAAGAGCAUAGAACUAAAAAUGUGUACUAAUAUUGAAGCAAGGGAGACUCUUUGGCCAGAUGUUCUUAAAUGCAGAUAUUAUGACGUAUACUACAAUGUGUCAAACUAUACUGAGAAAUAUGAAUUGUUAUUGCAACGGUACAGAGAGAGAUUUGUUGGAGGAGAAACCGAUACCAGUGUUAAUAUUUAUUCUGGUGGUCUGCAGUCCCCUAGCAGUGCAAGCAAGCGGAAAGCAUUAAGGCUCAAACUGGCCCAGGCGAAGUCCCCAGGGCGGCGGCUGUCGCACCUGGCUAGGCGCCGCCAGGCUUUCUGCAGCGCGGCCACCAUCAGCGAGAAGGCGCACGCAGCUACCGCCAAAAUGGUCCUGAUAGAUAAAAACUUCUUCCCGCACAGGAAGCUGAUCAACUCCGCCGAGAGGAGGAGUCCGCGCCAGCGCCGCACGCCCGGCAAGCGGACGCCGGGAAAGAAGACGCCCGCGAAGACGCCCAAGACUAAGAGCGGCGGCUCCAGCAGGAAGAAGGCGAUGAGGCGGCUGCUGAUGGACCCCGAAGCCCUGACGCGCUCGCAGCCCACCAGGGAGACCCUCAAGCGGGCGCUGUUCGUCAGCCCCGACGGCAGCAAGUCCAUACCGGCCGCCCCCACCUCAGCGCCCCACCAAGCGAUGAGGUCGAAACGCGCCCUCUUCGGAUCGCCGGUGGGCGCGGAUACGAAGAGUCUCGACGGCACCGUCAGCGACCAGUUCCCGAAGCGAAAGCGCGACCCCUUCGACGAUGGUGCGGACAACGGGAGAAGCAAGAUCGCCAAGAGUCUCUCCUUCGGCGGAGAUACGAUCGGCUCCCAGCCGGUCGCGUUCAGCCGCCGCGCCUCCGAAGUCCUCCCUGCUAAGGGCUCCUCGGAAUUGAACGAGACGCAUAAGAAGAAGCUGCUGUGGGCGGUCUCGGAGGCGCUCCGCGUCCACGGCUGGCGGAUGUCGUCGCCCGGCUUCCGCGAGAAGGCGUCCGCGCUGGCGCAGCUGACGAGGCGGCUGCUCACGCUGCCCCCGCACGCGGCCCGGCUGGCGGCACCCAAGCUCUCCACAUCGGAGACCAUGCUCAAAUUGGCGCGCCAGUACGUGUUCGCGAUCAUCCAGGGCCGCAGCAUCGAGGAGUGCUACCAGGAGGAGCAGGCGAAGCUGGCCAGCGAUCCGGCCAAGCUCUCCGGCUACAUAUCCGCCACGGCGUACCAGCAGUUGAAGGGCAGGCAGCCGCCGGCGACGCUGACGUCACAGAUCAAGGAGAACAGCUGCUCUAGCGUUUCCUUCAGGCAGGAGACGAAGAGCGCCACGAAGAACAUCCUUCAGGAUAAGCUGGUGAACAUAGACAGCAAUAGCAACAGUAGCAGCGGUAUGAGCGUGUUCGACAAGGUCGGCAUAUACAAGUCCAACUCGAUGCCCUCCUUCGAGGAGGCAGCUAAGAUGCGCGCCAGGAGGCAGAUAAGCUUCGACAGCGUCGACUUCCCGAAGAGA